Molecule: messenger RNA, 4911 nt
Organism: Talpa occidentalis (Iberian mole)
Lineage: Eukaryota; Metazoa; Chordata; Mammalia; Eulipotyphla; Talpidae
Gene: SV2A
Product: synaptic vesicle glycoprotein 2A
Exons: 12
Coding region: 45-2270 (741 amino acids)
Biological process (GO): chemical synaptic transmission; transmembrane transport
Cellular component (GO): membrane
Molecular function (GO): transmembrane transporter activity
Source: RefSeq, a predicted model, not a curated record
GUGACCCGAGGGGCGUCCCGCGCGGGGGGCGCACGAGCCGCGCCAUGGAGGAGGGCUUCAGGGACCGCGCCGCCUUCAUCCGCGGGGCCAAGGACAUCGCCAAGGAGGUGAAGAAGCACGCGGCCAAGAAGGUGGUGAAGGGCCUGGACCGCGUGCAGGACGAGUACUCGCGGCGCUCCUACUCGCGCUUCGAGGAGGACGACGACGACGACGACUUCCCCGCCCCGGCCGACGGCUACUACCGCGGGGACGCGGCCGCCGACGAGGACGAGGGCGGCGCCUCGAGCGACGCCACCGAGGGCCACGACGAGGACGACGAGAUCUACGAGGGGGAAUACCAGGGCAUCCCGCGCGCCGAGGCCGGGGGCAAGGGCGAGCGGCUGGCCGACGGGGCGCCCCUGGCCGCCGUGAGGGGGGGCCUGGGCGAGGGGGCGGCCCCGGGGGGCCGGGGGGAGGCGCAGCGGCGCAAGGACCGCGAGGAGCUGGCGCAGCAGUACGAGGCCAUCCUGCGCGAGUGCGGCCACGGCCGCUUCCAGUGGACUCUCUACUUCGUGCUCGGGCUGGCGCUCAUGGCCGACGGCGUCGAGGUGUUCGUGGUGGGCUUCGUGCUGCCCAGCGCCGAGAAGGACAUGUGUCUGUCCGACUCCAACAAGGGCAUGCUGGGCCUCAUCGUCUACCUGGGCAUGAUGGUGGGGGCCUUCCUCUGGGGAGGCCUGGCUGACCGGCUGGGCAGGAGACAGUGUCUGCUCAUCUCUCUCUCCGUCAACAGCGUCUUCGCCUUUUUCUCAUCUUUUGUCCAGGGUUAUGGCACUUUCCUCUUCUGCCGCCUCCUCUCUGGGGUAGGGAUUGGAGGGUCCAUCCCCAUUGUCUUCUCCUAUUUCUCGGAGUUUCUGGCCCAGGAGAAACGUGGGGAGCACUUGAGCUGGCUCUGCAUGUUUUGGAUGAUUGGUGGAGUCUACGCAGCUGCUAUGGCCUGGGCCAUCAUCCCCCACUAUGGGUGGAGCUUUCAGAUGGGGUCUGCUUACCAGUUCCACAGCUGGAGGGUCUUUGUCCUCGUCUGCGCCUUCCCUUCUGUGUUUGCCAUCGGGGCUCUGACCACACAGCCUGAGAGCCCCCGCUUCUUCCUGGAGAACGGGAAGCAUGACGAGGCCUGGAUGGUGCUGAAGCAGGUUCACGACACCAACAUGCGCGCCAAGGGGCAUCCGGAGCGCGUCUUUUCCGUGACCCACAUUAAGACGAUCCACCAGGAGGAUGAGUUGAUUGAGAUCCAGUCUGAUACCGGGACCUGGUAUCAGCGCUGGGGUGUCCGGGCCUUGAGCCUGGGGGGGCAGGUUUGGGGGAAUUUCCUCUCCUGCUUUGGUCCCGAAUAUCGACGCAUCACCCUGAUGAUGAUGGGCGUGUGGUUCACCAUGUCAUUCAGCUACUACGGCCUGACCGUCUGGUUUCCCGACAUGAUCCGCCACCUCCAGGCGGUGGACUACGCCGCGCGCACCAAAGUGUUCCCGGGGGAGCGUGUGGAACAUGUGACCUUCAACUUCACGCUGGAGAACCAGAUCCACCGAGGGGGGCAGUACUUCAAUGACAAGUUCAUCGGGCUGCGCCUGAAGUCAGUGACGUUUGAGGACUCCCUGUUCGAGGAGUGCUAUUUUGAGGACGUCACGUCCAGCAACACCUUCUUCCGCAACUGCACCUUUGUCAACACCGUGUUCUACAACACCGACCUGUUUCAGUACAAGUUUGUGAACAGCCGUCUGGUGAACAGCACGUUCCUGCACAACAAGGAGGGCUGCCCGCUGGACGUGACCGGGACGGGCGAGGGCGCUUACAUGGUGUACUUCGUCAGCUUCCUGGGGACGCUGGCUGUGCUCCCCGGGAACAUCGUGUCUGCGCUGCUCAUGGACAAGAUCGGCCGGCUGCGCAUGCUCGCCGGCUCCAGCGUGAUGUCCUGCGUCUCCUGCUUCUUCCUGUCUUUUGGGAACAGCGAGUCAGCCAUGAUUGCUUUGCUCUGCCUUUUUGGGGGGGUCAGCAUUGCCUCCUGGAACGCGCUGGACGUGUUGACUGUGGAACUCUACCCCUCGGACAAGAGAACCACAGCCUUCGGCUUCCUGAACGCCCUGUGCAAGCUGGCAGCCGUGCUGGGCAUCAGCAUCUUCACUUCCUUUGUGGGGAUCACCAAGGCCGCGCCCAUCCUCUUUGCCUCAGCUGCCCUCGCCCUUGGGAGUUCUCUGGCCCUGAAGCUGCCCGAGACCCGGGGGCAGGUGCUGCAGUGAGGGGUCCCCGGGGCUUCGGGGUGGCAGGCACACUGUGAGACCAACAGCCCCUUCUCUCCCCUCCCUGCCCUGCCUCUCUGGCCCCAGAGCCCUCCUCCCCCGCCCAUUUGGUGUCUUAGCCGUGUGUGCGCGUGUGUGCAUGUGUGUGACCCCGUGGGCAGGGACUACAGGGAAGGCCCCAGUUUCGGGGUGUAGCUCUUACUCCCCACCUCCUACCACCCUUGACUUUGCACAAGCAGAGGCUUGGCCCCUCCCUUCUCCCCCAGUGUUAGUGAAGGGCCCCCGCUAUUGCAGGCUCCAGAACAGGCUUCCGUCUGCCCCUUAAUUCCCUCUGCCCAAGCCCUGGGCAUGUGCUCCUGCUGGGGGCUGGGGCGCGAUGUGGGACAUGGACCAAAAGCUCUCCUCAGAGUCCGAAGGGCCACAGGUGCCCUCGCACACCUCCUGUUGGAUGCUGGGGGAGUAGCAAUAAACCUCAGCCCCCUGGCCUCCACUUCCCCCUCAGUGAAAUUAGCUUUCGGAGUCUUAUUUAUAUAUUAAGUUCUGAGGCAGCUUGGCAGGACUGUGUGCGCGUGUGUGCGCGUGUGAGCGUGCGUGUGUAUGUGUUGCGUGUGUAUGUGUUGUGGGGUGGGGGUGUCACUCUGCUGUCCUAAAAUACAAGUCAAGGGUAAUGUCAGUGGACGCGCACACGAUCCUGCCUCCCACGGUACUUCCUUAAUCCUGUGUUUGUGCCAGGCCUGGAGGGAGGAGCCCUGGGCCAGACUAAAGCUGAGAGUCCCACAGUCUCGGGAGAUCUGGGGGCCCCUGACAAGUCCAUCUCCGCUGCUCCUCUCGAGAAGCACAGGCCAUCUCUGGAGGGAGAGGCCCCACCCGCCAUAGCACAGAGAGGCACCGCACAGCCGCCCUACAUGCCAUACCCGUGCCCUCUCGGGCAGGAGCAGGGGAGGGAAGACACAGGCGCGUGGUCAAACCAGCAGAUCAAAAAGCACAAGGAGCUGGGGCAGGGGCAGGAAGCAGGGUCCUGCCAGCACCUCCUCUGAAGUGGGAAGUGGUUGGGCACCCCAGUGCAGGGACCAGGAGCCUCAGUUUCCCCAUCUCACCGUUCCACUGGAUCGGCCCUGUAGGUUAAGCUGCCCCUGCCCAACCCUACUCUGUGUGGCUGCUUUCUUUGGUGCCCCUCCUCACCCCCAUAGCUGUGAUGUGUUGUAGUUUUUAGCUGUUUGUAAAAUGUUAAAAAAAAAAGAAGUUAAAAGGAAAAAUGUGAAAACAACAACAAAAAAAAGAAAAUCCAAAUACACCCUCCUCAUGCUGCGUCUGGCGGGCCCCCUCCCACGGCCACUCCCCCCAUUUGUAACACUGAACCAGAUGGUGACUGUUCAACUCCUUGGUGUCUGUGCUCAAAGGACUGCCUUCUCCUCCAGUCCCCGGCGCCGUGCGCCCUCCCCCUUCACUUGCUGGACGCAGCCCUCUCCCCUGCACCCCCUGGAGGGACCCAUCCAUCUUCCUUAGUCUCCUGGGGAACCCUAAACACAACUCUGUUGAUGUGAAAAAUGAAAUGAAAAAUAUUGAUGAAAAAUAAAAAGGAAACAAAAUCCUCAAAAUCCAAAAAUGGCCGGGUCUGCUUUUUUGCCUCUCCGCCUGCGUUCCGCGCUGCGCUCCCCAGCCUGAAGGCCAGAGCACCGCCUCACGUUUACUUCCGGAGUUGGCUUCACUAUCCUGCUCUUUCCACGCGCACAGACAGAGGAGCCCUCUCGCUCGCCCAGGCUGGAAAGCUGGGGUAAUGUCCCACAACUCAGCAGCAAAGAAACUGAUAACCUGAUUAAAACCUGGACUAAGGGCUUGAACAGAGAUUACGCUGAAUUGCCAACAGGUGUAUGAAAAAGGCUGUCUCUCGUCAUCAGGAAAAUGCAAGCAAAACCACAAAGAGAGGCCACCUCAUACGUCAGGAUGGCUAUUACAAAAACACAAAAAACAAUGUGGAGAAACCAGAACUCCCGCGGGCUGUUGAUGGGAACUCAACAUGGUGUCGCUGCAAUGGAAGAGUAUGGAGGUUUUUCAGAAAGUUAAAAAUAGAAGUAUAUGACUCAGCAACUCCACUUCUGGGUAUUUACCCAAAAGAACUGAAGAGAUAAUAGCACUCCCAUGCUCACGCAGCGCUAUGAGCUAAGAUUCGGAAAUAACCCAAAUGUUCAUUCAUGGUUAAAAUGGAUGGUUAAAAUCUGCUAUACGCAUGCAAUGGGAUUCUAUUUGACUUAAAAAAAAAAAUUCUGCAAUAAUGUGACAACAUGGGUGAAUCAUGAGGACACUGUGCUGAGACCAGCCAGUUACAAAGAGAAAUACUGUAUGAUUCCGUUUGUAUGAACUAUCUAAAACAGCCACAUUCAUAGAAUCAAAGACUGGAAUGGUGGGGGAGAAAAAUCAGUGGGUUUCAGGUAAGUGCCAGUAAGUCACAGACAUCCGCUGCAGAGCAUCUUGCCCAGUUUGCUGAUGUAUUGUACACUUAGAGGGCAGAUCUCACGUCAAGUGUUCUUACCACAGGAGACUACAAAAAUUAAAAAAACAAAACAAACAAAAAAAAACAAACCCAAAUUAAACAGAUGGAAUGUUUCUUGAAAAUAGAAACUACUUUCCUGUAAAUCCUCUU